This is a messenger RNA of Caenorhabditis briggsae, 612 nucleotides long. Lineage: Eukaryota; Metazoa; Nematoda; Chromadorea; Rhabditida; Rhabditidae. The record is from RefSeq and is a predicted model, not a curated record. Bases 1 to 612 code for a protein of 203 amino acids. The transcript is spliced from 2 exons.
AUGACGUCGUCAGUCGGAAGGAAUAGGGGAAGUGAGAGAGUAUGGCGAACGGCGAUUCAAAGUAUUAAGAGUCGAAGAAUCGAAGAAUCGAAGAAUCGAAGAAUCGAAGAAUCGAAUAAUCGAAGAAUCGAAGAAUCGAAGAAUCGAAGAAUCGAAGAAUCGAAGAAUCGAAGAAUCGAAGAAUCGAAGAAUCGAAAAAUCGAAGAAUCGAAGAAUCGAAGAAUCGAAGAAUCGAAGAAUCGAAGAAUCGAAAAAUCGAAAAAUCGAAGAAUCGAAGAAUCGAAGAAUCGAAGAAUCGAAAAAUCGAAGAAUCGAAGAAUCGAAGAAUCGAAGAAUCGAAGAAUCGAAGAAUCGAAGAAUCGAAGAAUCGAAGAAUCGAAGAAUCGAAGAAUCGAAGAAUCGAAGAAUCGAAGAAUCGAAGAAUCGAAGAAUCGAAGAAUCGAAGAAUCGAAAAAUCGAAAAAUCGAAGAAUCGAAGAAUCGAAGAAUCGAAGAAUCGAAGAAUCGAAGAAUCGAAGAAUCGAAGGAUACUUUGUUUCAGAAUUCUCAAGAAAAAGAUCCUUCUAGAAGCCAGGAACUAAAGUCUGAAGCGUCAUCUUUCUAUGAAAAAUAG